UUUUCUAUUGAAUAAAAUUCAAAAUGCGAGACAACAAAGUAAUUCAAAUCCUAUUAUUGCUAGCAGCGACGUUGAUCUCCAAUAUUUCUGCCGAAUAUUGUGAGGAAACAGGAGGCAAUUACACUUCGUAUUCAUUUUCGUACGAUGGUGGACAUGCAAUUGAUGAAUUAUGCAAAUGUAUGCAAGCCAAUUUGGAGACGAAGGGUUUACUGAAGGGCAAAGAAUUCUACUGUGUCGAAAGCAGGGAACUACUGACUAUAAAAUGGGUGACUGCCGAAGAUGUCGAUGGAGGUAGAUCUGAAUGUUCAGCUUGUGUACCAGGAGGAUGUGAAAUGGUUAUCACUCAAGAAUCGGGAAAAAUUUGCGAAAUAAUUCGUAACGCGGAACAAAAUGAAACUGGUAUCCGUCGGUCGAAAAGAAAAGCUGCUCUGAGAUUUAAGUGCUCUUUGGUGGUUGAAGUUGGCUGGUUAUACGUUGGAGUCCACGUCAGCUGUGGAUAGAAUGUCGAAUGGUUUUCCUGCAACAUAUGACUUGCGAUAAAUAAAACAUUUUUCUUUCGAAAAA
This is a messenger RNA of Bradysia coprophila, 564 nucleotides long. RefSeq lists its product as uncharacterized. NCBI's taxonomy places the organism in Eukaryota, Metazoa, Arthropoda, Insecta, Diptera, Sciaridae. The record is from RefSeq and is a predicted model, not a curated record.